Anastrepha obliqua is the source of this 655-nucleotide messenger RNA. It is a transcript of the gene Lamtor2, whose product is annotated as ragulator complex protein LAMTOR2 homolog. Gene Ontology annotation, molecular function: molecular adaptor activity; guanyl-nucleotide exchange factor activity. Gene Ontology annotation, cellular component: Ragulator complex. The transcript has 3 exons. The record is from RefSeq and is a predicted model, not a curated record. Lineage: Eukaryota; Metazoa; Arthropoda; Insecta; Diptera; Tephritidae. Gene Ontology annotation, biological process: positive regulation of TOR signaling; cellular response to amino acid stimulus. Bases 80 to 457 code for a protein of 125 amino acids.
UCUUCCAUUUCCAUUUAUUUUGCAGAUAAUUCUGGUUGGCAAUUUUUGUGAAUUACUUACAAGUAUUUUUGUUUUAAAUAUGUUAAAACCGAAAGCAUUGACGCAAGUACUCGCGCAAGCAAACACAGGAGGUGUCGAGAACACGCUUUUGCUUAGCCAAGAGGGCGCUUUACUUGCAUAUGCAGGCUAUGGUGAUAAGGACGCACGAGUGACUGCGGCGAUUGCUAGCAGUAUUUGGGCAGCUUAUGAAAAACAUGGGCGCAAUGCGUUCCGUGAAGAUCGUCUUACCUUUGUUCUAUUAGAUUGUGAAUGCGGUCAUGUGGCCAUUACACAGGUUGCCAGCAUAUUGCUUUGUUUGUACGCAAAGGAAAUGGUUGGUUUGGGUUUACUCAAGCAGAAGGCGAUGGCAUUGGCAAAUUAUUUGGAAGGACCACUGAAACAGAUAGCAGCCUCGUAGAAGGUGCUCGUCCGUACAUAUAUUAAUAUUCAGCGACUUGAUCAAGCCAAAAUAGUGAAAUAAAAAAUAUUUUAAGUCUUAAAUAAUAUUAAAACACCAGCAAUUUUUAUGGAAUUUGCGCAUUACAAAUGUACUACACAGUUGUUUUUGUAAGCACGUUAAGAUUAUGAGCGAUAAAUACAAAUUAAACGAAACAUA